Molecule: messenger RNA, 2493 nt
Organism: Jaminaea rosea
Lineage: Eukaryota; Fungi; Basidiomycota; Exobasidiomycetes; Microstromatales
Product: FAD/NAD(P)-binding domain-containing protein
Exons: 2
Coding region: 108-2288 (726 amino acids)
Molecular function (GO): FAD binding
Source: RefSeq, a predicted model, not a curated record
AUCCGCGGGAGGAUCAGGUCAGGUCAUGAGGUGUUGGUUCCUCCUCAUCCUUGUCUCCUACUCGUCACUGUCAUCUUGACCUCUCACCUACUCAUCCACCGCACACCAUGUCGUCCAUCGAGGAACACAAGGGCGAUCGCGAGACGCACGGCACCUGGGACUACCCUGACCCGCUCCACGAAAUCGAUCGCGACGAAUGGGAUGUCGUGAUCGUCGGCGCUGGCCCUGCCGGGCUCAUGCUGGCCUCUUCUCUUGCGCGCUUCGGCGGCCACUCGAUUCUGGUCAUCGACGAGCGCUCAGAGCCUACUGUAGCGGGUAGGGCGGACGGCAUACAGCCACGCACCAUCGAGGUGCUGCGCAACAUGGAGCCGCUGGGCAGCGAGUUCGUCGCUCGUUCUGCUGCUUCAUUCGAGCGGACUUUUUGGAACGCAAAGGCGGAUGGGUCCCGUGGGAUCCAACGCUCUAAGCGUGUCCAGUCCUUCCCGUACAGCAUGGAGAUCCAGGACGGCUGCACACUCGGACUGCAGCAGGGGAUCAUCGAGGGCGGCUUCCUACGAGACAUGGAACGGCACGGCCAGCGAGUACAUCGUCCCUGGGCCUUUCGCGACUUUGUCAUGGAGGGCAAGGGUAGCGAACAUCCCGUUGUGGUCACCCUCGAAAAGAUGCAGCCUGUCAAGGAGACGACCAACGAGGGCGGUGCACCUAUUUCGGUCGUCAAGCCCACCGGUGUGACCAAGACGAUCCGCACCAAGUACCUCGUGGGCUGCGACGGCGGACGCUCGGGCGUACGUCGCAAGCUUGAGGAGGAGCACGGCUUUGAGAUGAAGGGCGACUGGGUCGACACGCUAUGGGCCGCCCUGGACUGUGUAGUCGAGACGGACUUCCCCGACGUACGCAAGAUUGCCACGAUCCACUCCAAAUCCCACGGAGCCCUCUACAUCUUUCCCCGCGAGACGAACGACAAGGGAGAGCCCAUCAUUCGGUGCUACACGCAGGUGAAUCGAUUGGGAGGGCAGAAGCACGCGGGGGACGUGAGGGAUAUGAGGGAGAAGGUGAGCGCUGAAAUGGUCAUGAAGGCGAUCAAUGAGAUUGCGCAUCCUUAUCAUUUCGACUUCAAGACGGUGGAGUGGUUCACCUGCUACCCGAUUGGCCAGCGGCUCGUCUCCCGCUACUCUCUCCCUGCCGGCACAUCCUCAUCUGGCGUCGCCUUCGAUGCGCACCGCGUCUUCCUCGCAGGCGACGCCUGCCACACCCAUUCACCCAAGGCGGGUCAAGGCAUGAACACGGCCAUCAUCGACGCCCAAGCCCUCGCAUGGCGCAUCAACCUCUGCUCAAAGGGUCUCGCCGACCGCGAAACCCUCCUCUCCACCUACCACUCUGAGCGCCACCACACAGGCCAACAGCUAAUCGACUUUGACGCAGAGUAUUCUGCCCUCUUCUCUGGAGAGAUCCCGCGAAGCCACCCGGAGCUCAAGGGGGCUAGCGAGGAGAAGUUGCAAGAGGUCUUUUUCGCUGCGCAGAGGAAGAACGCCGGGUUCACGACGGGUGUCGGCGUUACGUACGACGAGAAUGUGCUCAACCACGUCGCCAAGACGGGUGCUGUCACGGCCAAGCUGGAGGCGGGGAGACGUCUGACGCCUGCGUGGGCUACGCGCUUCGUCUCUAGCACGCCGGUACGAAUCGCGCAGGAGGUGCAAUUCACCGCGCCUGGCGGGUUCAGGCUGUACGUCUGUGGUGGUGACCCUCGUCACACGGGACAGCGCCUUCAGUCAUUCGCACGCUACCUCGCCGCGGAUUCGCGUUCGUUCAUCAACCGAUUCCGCCCUCAACGUGGAGCGGGUGCAUCGCUUAGGCACGGCUGCUAUCACCAGCGUCCACCUGCACUCAACACCGGGCUCAAGGGGCUCGACGUCGAUGCGAAUCCGUACUUCCAUCUUCUCCUCGUGCUGAAAGCGAACCGCUUUGCAUUCGAGCUCAAGGACGUUGCCGGGUUGAGCCCACUGACGUCGUGGCUCUACGUCGACGACGUGGAAGCCGGUGGGGACCGCCUCGGAGAGGAGGACGGCGACGAGAGUGUGGGUGGCUUGCACAAGAAGUGGGGCAUCGACUCGACCGAGGGAGCCGUCGUGGUGUGCAGGCCAGACGGCUAUGUUGGUGUCGUGGCGCAGUUGGGCGAUUACGAGACGUUGGAGAAGUACUUUGAUGGAUUUCUCGCAUCGACGAUGAGCAGGCCGGUGAGCGACUCAGAUGCGGCUAGUUUGCUGGUGUCCACCUCUUCACGACUAUAAUCGCGCUAGCUCGAGCUCGUCUCCAUAUUGUAUUCUCCUCACGACGCCGAUUCUAUCGAAUACCGCUCUUCCCUGCCCUGCCAAUCGCUGCCGCUGCUGCCGCGCCGGCUUCCGCCCUCGCUUUAGCCUGUCAUCCUAGUCGAUCCCAUUCAAUCAUGUCUCUCUGCCCCAAUCAAUCGAGAUCAAUCAUCAAGCAAUCAUCGAC